AACUAAUUGUAAAUUUUGUAUUAGAAAAAUAAUUUAAAUUAUUUUUUAUAAGCUAAAAUGAAGUUAAUUUGUCUUAUUUAAAUUCUACAAAUUUAUGUUUUCAAUUUAUGUAUAACUUAACUUUGACGCAAGAAAAUAUUUAUUUAAUUUUAUGUACAUAUGUGAAGAACUGAUCCAAACAUAAUGUGUAUGUUCUUGGGUGGCGCCACCAAAAAUCCAAUUCAGCCGUGGUUCUGUUAUUUCGGUUUUUCUCUUAAUCCGUCACUUCUUCAGAUUCUGGAGAAAUCUCAUCAUCGCAACCUUUGAAAAAGUUGUUCCAUUAAGGGUGAGCUUGGGUGUGCUUCCAAGCUCAUACCUGAUUUCACAUUUCCAUGGCUUUCGCUAUGAGGGUCGUGCUUUUUCCUUCAACCCCAGGGUGUGGGGUUGCUUUGCUUCUUUAGAAUCUCUCUCUUUAAACACAAUGAUAAUGCAGUGGGAAAACAUACGUAGGUGCAAUGUUUUUAACCCUUUUUUUUUUCUUUUUUUUCGUGAACAGACACGGGAAGAACGGAAAUAUCUAACUUUUUUGGAAGGUAGAAGAGAUAAGAAAGUAAUAAAAAGUAUAUAUUUCACAAUGAUUGGAUUAUCCUCCCCGUUGAGUUGCGGUGGAAUGGAAGACGCUAGCUUUGAUCUGGGAUUUUGGAGGAACAAUGGAAAGAAGGUUUUGUUGACAUACUAAUAAUUGGCAUUAAAAGAGUAGAAUUUAAUAGGUAGGUGAAGAAGCCAAUAUGGAAACACCAGGGGUGCCGGCAAUAAACACCUAUAAGAAAAAAAUGGUAAAACAAUUGACAGGAAAAAGGGACGAUACACCUUUGCAUUCUGCAGCAAGAUCAGGGAAUUUGGCUGUGCUGAAGGAUGCCAUUUGCGGAGCUAAUGAGGUUGAGUUGCAUGAAUUAUUGGCCAAGCAGAAUCAAGAUGGAGAAACGCCCCUUUAUGUUGCUGCUGAAUAUGGUUACACUGAUUUAGUCAGGGAGAUCAUUCAGUAUUAUGAUCUUGCUGAUGCUGGAAUUAAAGCUAGAAAUGGUUUUGAUGCAUUGCAUAUUGCUGCCAAACAAGGGGAUUUAGAUGUCAUGAAGGUUCUGAUGGAAAGUCAUCCUGAGUUGUCAAUGACUGUGGAUCUAUCCAACACCACAGCUUUGCACACUGCUGCAAUACAAGGGCACACUGAGAUAGUGAAGUUUCUAUUGGAAGCAGGAAGUAGUCUGGCAACCAUUGCUAGAAGUAAUGGGAAAACAGCUCUGCAUUCUGCUGCAAGAAAUGGACAUUUGGCUGUUGUGAAAGCACUUCUUGAGAAAGAGCCUGCGGUUGCCACGAGAAUCGAUAAGAAGGGCCAGACAGCACUUCACAUGGCAGUGAAGGGGCAGAAGCUUGAGGUGGUGGAAGAGUUGAUAAAAGCAGACCCCUCAUCAACGAACAUGGUUGACAAUAAGGGAAACACAGCAUUGCAUAUAGCAACCAGGAAGGGCAGGAGUAAGAUUGUAAAGUUGCUUUUAGAACAGAAGGAAACGGCAACAAGUGCAGUGAAUAGGUCUGGGGAAACGGCAAUAGACACUGCGGAGAAAAUGGGGAACAAUGAUGUGAAAGCCAUUCUUCUUGAACAUGGUGUUCAGAGUGCGAGGGCCAUAAAGCCCAGUCAGGGCACAACGGCUACUACAGCCCGUGAGUUGAAACAGACGGUGAGUGACAUAAAGCACGAGGUCCACCACCAGUUGGAACACACACGCCAAACCAGAAAACGCGUCCAGGGAAUUGCCAAACGUAUUAACAAAAUGCAUACGGAAGGACUCAACAAUGCAAUAAACUCCACAACCGUGGUGGCAGUCCUAAUAGCCACUGUGGCCUUUGCGGCUAUUUUCACAGUCCCUGGCCAAUUCGUUGAUGACCCACAUGAGAUUCCUCCAGGGAUGUCCCUUGGGGAGGCAAACAUAGCUCCAAAACCCCCUUUCAUAAUUUUCUUUGUGUUUGAUUCCGUUGCACUGUUUAUCUCUUUGGCGGUGGUGGUGGUGCAGACCUCGGUUGUGGUUAUAGAAAGCAAAGCAAAGAAGCAGAUGAUGCAAGUGAUAAACAAGCUAAUGUGGAUUGCUUGUGUUCUCAUUUCGGUGGCGUUCUUGGCGCUGUCAUUUGUAGUGGUGGGGAAGGAAGAGAAGUGGCUGGCCAUAGGAGUUUCCAUUAUAGGAACAACCAUAAUGGCUACGACCUUGGGGACUAUGUGUUACUGGGUCGUUAGGCAUCGCAUUGAGGCCUCAAAUUUGAGGAGCAUUCGAAAAUCUUCAUUGCAAAGCAGGUCUAAUAAGUCUAUUUCAGUGUCAGCGUUCUCAGAUUCUGAGCUAUUAAACAGUGAGUAUUGUAAGAAAAUGUAUGCGAUUUAGAUAGAACCAACUUUACUUAGUCUGUUCCCUAUUUAGCA
Vigna radiata var. radiata (mung bean) is the source of this 2446-nucleotide messenger RNA. Its product is annotated as ankyrin repeat-containing protein At5g02620. The record is from RefSeq and is a predicted model, not a curated record. NCBI's taxonomy places the organism in Eukaryota, Viridiplantae, Streptophyta, Magnoliopsida, Fabales, Fabaceae. Gene Ontology annotation, molecular function: protein phosphatase 1 binding; protein phosphatase regulator activity. Gene Ontology annotation, cellular component: plasma membrane. Bases 768 to 2408 code for a protein of 546 amino acids. The transcript has 6 exons.